AGACAUACAGACAAUAAGAAGAAACAUCAGUAGAACAAGAAGUGGACUCUCCUCCUCGUCACUCUCCCCUAAAACCCGCAAAAACCCAUCUUGCAAAUUUUCAAAAUCUUUCAUUCUCUAACCAAAUUCAAGCUCCGCAAAAUUUACAAACCUCAAAGUCAAAAUACCCACAAACCAAACCCUCCUUUCAACUCCAUGCCCAAAUGCCCACCUCUCAUCACCAACUCCAUCUUCAAGGCCCUCAACAACUACUUGUAUCCAAUCCCAAGUAAGUUCCCUUCUCUUUCCAUGAACUCUAACUUUUCAGCCCUUGCAAUUCCAUCGACCAAAACUAUUGAAACUGAACCCCAAAACCACCCUCUACACCGUAACGCCUCUGACCGAGAAAAUGGCAUUGAACAUGACCCCCCGAUAUCUGAUAAGAUAUUCAAGUCUGGCCCCAAAAUGGGUUCGUACAAGUUGGGUGAUUCGACUUUUUAUUCACUCAUUGACAACUACGCAAAUUUGGGUGAUUUUAAGUCAUUGGAGAAGGUUUUAGAUCGAAUGAGGUGCGAAAAGAGAGUGGUUGUAGAGAAAUGUUUUGUUGUUAUCUUUAAGGCUUAUGGGAAUGCUCAUUUACCUGAAAAAGCUGUCGACUUGUUUGAUAGAAUGGCUUAUGAAUUUGAGUGUAAAAGAACUGUAAAGUCAUUUAAUUCGGUUCUUAAUGUGAUUAUACAAGAGGGUUUGUUUUAUCGUGCUUUAGAGUUUUAUAAUCAUGUUACUGGUGCCAAAGGUGUGAAUAUGUCCCCUAAUGUGCUUACUUUUAAUUUGGUUAUUAAGGCUAUGUGUAAGGUGGGAUUGGUUGACGAUGCGGUCCAAAUGUUUAGAGACAUGCCGGUUAGUAAAUGUCAGCCUGAUGUGUACACUUAUUGUACAUUGAUGGAUGGACUUUGCAAGGCGGAUAGGAUUGAUGAGGCAGUUUCGCUGUUGGAUGAGAUGCAAAUUGAUGGUUGUUUUCCAAGCCCUGUUACCUUCAAUGUGUUAAUCAAUGGCUUGUGUAAGAAGGGGGAUUUAGCACGGGUUGCGAAGCUUGUAGACAAUAUGUUUCUUAAAGGAUGUGCUCCUAAUGAAGUAACUUAUAACACACUUAUUCAUGGUUUGUGUCUGAAAGGGAAGCUGGAGAAGGCAAUUAGUCUUUUGGAUCGGAUGGUAUCAAGUAACUGUGUGCCUAAUGUGGUCACAUAUGGGACAAUCAUUAAUGGACUUGUUAAGCAAGGAAGAGCUCUUGAUGGGGCUCGUGUAUUAGCUUUGAUGGAGGAAAGGGGGUAUCAUGUAAAUGAGUAUGUUUACUCAGCGCUGAUUAGUGGGUUGUUUAAGGAGGGGAAAUCUCAAGAGGCGAUGCAAUUGUUCAAAGAGAUGACAGUCAAAGAAUGUGAGCUCAACACUAUUGUAUAUAGUGCUGUUGUUGAUGGUUUAUGCCGAGAUGGAAAGCCAGAUGAAGCACUGGAAGUUGUUUCUGAGAUGACUAAUAAUAGAUGCAAACCUAAUGCUUACACUUAUAGCUCGCUGAUGAAGGGAUUCUUUGAGGCAGGUAAUGGCCAUAAAGCCAUUGAAGUGUGGAAAGACAUGGCAAAGCAUAAUUUUACUCAGAACGAGGUUUGUUACAGUGUACUCAUUCAUGGGUUAUGCAAGGAUGGGAAAGUCAAGGAGGCUAUGAUGGUGUGGGCACAGAUGCUGGGCAAAGGAUGUAAGCCUGAUGUUGUGGCUUACGGUUCAAUGAUUAAUGGCCUUUCCAAUGCCGGCUUAGUAGAAGAUGCUUUGCAACUUUAUAACGAGAUGCUUUGUCAGGAACCUGAUUCUCAACCAGAUGUGGUCACAUAUAACAUACUUUUGAAUGCUUUGUGCAAGCAGAGUAGCAUCUCUCGUGCUAUUAAUCUUUUAAAUAGCAUGUUGGAUCGGGGAUGUGAUCCUGACUUGGUUACAUGCGUCAUAUUCUUGAGAACGUUGAGAGAGAAGCUGGACCCGCCUCAAGAUGGGAGGGAGUUUCUAGAUGGGCUUGUGGUUCGUCUUCUAAAGCGGCAGAGAGUUUUAGGUGCUUCAAAAAUUGUAGAAGUGAUGCUGCAAAAGCUUCUGCCACCUAAACCCUCUACUUGGGCAAGAGUUGUUGAAGAUCUUUGUAAACCUAAGAAGGUUCAGGCAGCCAUUCAGAAGUGUUGGAGCAUCCUAUAUUGCUGAUGUAUUGGGUUCUUGGUGACAUUGUUGUGAAGCUCGUAUGAUCAUAAUGUCACGUAAGCCCCUAGCUUAUAGAGCAUAGACUUCUGUCACAAUUAAUAUGGAGUGUGUGACCAGGGAAGAUGUUGGUGAACGACGAAUCUUGAAACAAACUGUUGGAGAAGUCGAGUACAUUGUGUUUGAGGUACUAACUAUCCAUCCCUUCAACAUGCUUUUAUUUACGUCUUUUUAUUUUUUCCCCCUUUUCUAGCAUGUGCUUUCGGUUCUUGUCUCUACUCAAAAUGUACAAGUUGGUCCAUUGAGACGGAAAAUGCAUCCUUCAGAGAAAAUUGAAGAUAAUAGAGCUUGCCAAUUCUUUUGAAUUUCAGCUAGGAAACACCGCUGGAAGUCCAAAAAAACAGUACCCUGAAUAGAGGCCAGAACACAUCUUAUCCCAUUUUUGUUUCCCUCGAAAGAGAAAAAAUCCAUAAAAAUUGCAGAGCACCACUCCACCCACAUCUGCUAAAGAACUUCAAACAGAACAUAUCUCUGCAAGGGUUUAUGUUCUUUCUUCUUUUCAAAACCUGGAAAAGACAUUACCAAUAGAUCCUAUACUUGAUUAGAGAUCACCAACAACCCUGAAAAACUGAGGAAAGAUGUGCUACGUAUCCCAAGCAUCUGGAUAGUGCAAAAAGAAUUGCUCUGCGUCUGUUUAUUAUUGCAGACCACACAUGUAUUAGGAGAAAUCUUGUUAUGUAGCCUCCUUCAUGCAGAUGUUGUUGGUAUUAGUUCCAUGGUCUGCAUCGCCCAAAUGAAAACCAAGCUUCAGAUAAAAGUUUGUUUUUUUCAGACACAAGUGGCCAAAGAAAAACAAUGGCAGGCUGCGCCUAAGUGAUGUUAAAAAAAAAAAAACACAAAAUUACCAGAAUAUUAUCAAGUUCAAACUCAUUUCCAAAAUCUUGAAAAAAAGAGGAAUAUUAGUUGAGGAGUAGAAGCAACAAAAUGAAAUCCUAUAACAUGAGUUGAGGAGUAGAAGCAACGAAUCAAAUCCUAUAUUUUCCUACCAUUUGGGUUUUCAGAAACAUGGCAGCCCCCAUAUUACCUUUGCUAUGCUGUAGAGAAAAAGUGGCAACGUUGAAAUUAGAGCGGUCAUAAAGAUGGGGAAACACAAUGGUGAAAGAAUACACCUUAUUAAUAGUUCGCUCUAUAGGAUAAUUGCUGUAAGGGUGCCUGUGAAUGAACUUAAAAGGAUUCCUGUAUGGCUAUUUAACCCAAAAGGGUUAAAUGUUAACCUUUCAAGAGGAGUGAAGGAUCAAGGGGAAUAUUUUUUUUUUGUGCUUUUCCUCCAAUUUUUUAAAUCUAAUAUUAAUUUAUUAAUUUUUCUUUUAUGAACCACAAGUUUAGUAUUAUUUAAUUAUUUAAUUUAAUUUAAAACUUGAUUUGAUUUAUAUUGGGCCUCCUUUUUAUCCUUAUUUUUUUCAACUACUACCAAACAUUCUUAACAUUUCAUUUCUUAACAUUUUUUACAGCUUCUUCGCCUUUUAAAUCCCACUCCGUUAAUAUUUCUCCAAAUUUCUAACACCAUACUAAACACAACCUUAGAGGCAAGAAAUCUUUUUUUUGAGAAAUAUAGUAAACGUUCCAAAUGACAAAAGGGUCUCUAUUAUUUUUGUUUUCUUUGAAACAUUAAAUGUUCAGCAUAAUCUUUCAUCUGACUGGCUACUAUCGCCAGAAUCUUACAACGGCAUUGAUGAUGAAGAAUGAGAGUGGCCUGCCCUAAAAGAGAAAAAUGCACUUUUCUGCCAAUUGUUUCUGUAGCUAAUAGAAUAUAAAUAGGACAGAUUUCAUUGCAAAGUUUUGUGGUUUUUUUUUUUAAAAAAAGCCACCACUCGGUUUGAAUACCAUUUUCUGUCUUGACGAGUUUGAAUACCAUUUUCUGUCUUGACGAGGGAAAAAUGGCCCAGGAAGCAUGGUUUUAAAUCAAAAGCUCUUUGGAAGUGCAUGAGACUAUUUUAAUUUGGAGAUGGGUAACACUGGAGAUAAGUUGUUGGUGUGAAGUACCGAGGGAACUGGAUGAAUGUUGGCAGGAAUGGUUUCUCCAGUAAGCAUCUAGAAAGGCAUUUUAGACUUUAUGGUUUUGAAAUUAGAGUUAGGGAGACCCUUCUCCUGCAUAAAGAGAUCACAGUUCAUGGUGGGUUGUUGGGUGGUGCUUUAUGCAAGUGCAAUGAAGAUGGUGUUUUGACCAACCUUUUCUGUUUGCAUUUUUUCCAAAGGAGGUGCGGGUCUUUUGGUGUUCUCGAACUUUUGAGACUGUUUGGGCAAUGCCUAGCAUGGUGCUAGGGAUGCUGAUAAAUAGCUGGAAUAGAAGAUUUGAGGGGCAAAUUAAUCUUAAGAUUUUGGAAAUCCAAACUUGUAGUAGAGUGGAACUAUGACUUUUGAGGGUCUGAGCUUCCUUUUCAUAGGAUUGAACCUCAUUCUUGGGAUUUUUUUCUCCAACAUUGGAAGCUUUUCCCUGAAUAUCCAUUUCCAGAAGUUUUGGAGCUUUCAGAAGCUAUUUUUAUUUCUUUCCUUGUUCUGUUCUCAUCAUUUUGUGGUUUUACUUGCUUUCUUUGGCUCUGUUGUCUAUACUUCGAAAAGCUAGUUACUUUCUCUCA
Molecule: messenger RNA, 4844 nt
Organism: Populus nigra (black poplar)
Lineage: Eukaryota; Viridiplantae; Streptophyta; Magnoliopsida; Malpighiales; Salicaceae
Product: pentatricopeptide repeat-containing protein At4g20090
Exons: 2
Coding region: 196-2214 (672 amino acids)
Molecular function (GO): protein binding
Source: RefSeq, a predicted model, not a curated record